GUUGCGCAAAUACAGUGGGCAACAAUUUACCGUCGUCACCGAUAAUCCAGACGCAGCGAAUUCUCGCACGCACCACGACAUGGCUACACGGACGUAGCGAUUCCUCAGCACAAGCGCACUGGUGAACUCCGCCACCAUCACCACCACCACAGGGCUGGAUGGUGAAGAUUCGCGCUGCGAGUCAACCGCCUGGAAGUCGUGUUUUGUGAAACCCUCGUUGCACCUUGAGGGCCAUUGCUGUUGGAUUCGUGUAGCGGAUCGAGAUUAGGGUUGGUGGUGAUGGGGCAGUUGAACAGAGAUUGGAGCUCGGGUGUCGGUCUUCGAGCGGCGUUGUGUGUGUUCGCGGUGGUGUUGGUUGCAGCAGCGGGAGCGGAGUCGAACGAGGACCGUGUCGCAGAUCUGUUGUACAUGCGAUCGCAGUCGAAGGAUGGCGUUAUUCGGUUGGACGAUAACAACUUCCGCCGGUUUAUGUCGACGACCUCCGGACCGCGCCCGUACUCGCUGAUCCUGUUUUUCGACGCCAGCCAAUUGCACGCUAACACGGAGCUUAAGUUGGUGGAGUUUAGAAAGGAAUUUGGGUUGGUCGCCACGGCGUAUGCGAAUCACAACAAAGGGACGGAGGCGGAGGGGAAAGUGUUUUUCUGUGACCUGGAAUUCAAGCAUAUGCAGGGUGUGUUUCAGAUGUUUGGGGUGCAAUCGCUGCCCCAUGUUAGGUCAGUGGCGUCGGGGAGCGGGGACCAGAAGGCGAGCGAGGAGAUGAACCAUGGCGAGUAUCCUCGCACUGCAGAAGGUAUCGCAUCCUUCGUCAUGGCCAAAACUAACCAGCAAUGUGGUCCCAUCGCGCGGCCUCCUCCUCUUUCAAAGCGCCAAACCUGGGCCCUCGCGAUCUUGGUGCUGCUUGCUACUCCCUUUGCUGUGAAGAUAAUGGCUGCUCCUGAUUCCCCAUUACGGGAGCCUAGGGUUUGGUGUGGGGGCGCUUUGCUGAUCUACUUCUUCAGUGUCUCUGGUGGCAUGCACAACAUCAUCCGCAAAAUGCCUCUCUUCAUGCAGGACCGCGCUAACCCUGACAAGCUAGUGUUCUUCUAUCAGGGCUCUGGGGUGCAACUUGGAGCCGAGGGGUUUGUUGUGGGCUUUCUGUACACAUUGGUGGGAUUGUUGAUAGGUUUCGUGACCCACCUUGCUCCACUGAUUCGUUCCAAAAUUUUGCAACGGCUCUUGAUGAUCACCGUCAUUACCAUUAGUUUUAUGGCUGUGAGGAAGGUUAUAGCUCUUGAUAACUGGAAAACAGGUUACUGGAUCCAUGCGUUCUGGCCGACUCGGUGGACGUAGAGUUUUUUGCUCAAUAGAAAUUCAGAGCCCAGUGCUUAGUGCACUCUUAUCUCAUUAAUCUCCGCUAAGGAGGGUCUGUGCACUUCUGGCAUUUUCUGGUGCUCUUAGUACAAAUUACAUUGUCACCCUAAGCAAUGAGUUUCAUGUUUGUAUUGGUUGAAUUGCCGCCUUAUUUCAA
Messenger RNA from Physcomitrium patens, 1507 nucleotides. Its product is annotated as putative dolichyl-diphosphooligosaccharide--protein glycosyltransferase subunit 3B. Gene Ontology annotation, cellular component: oligosaccharyltransferase complex. Lineage: Eukaryota; Viridiplantae; Streptophyta; Bryopsida; Funariales; Funariaceae. The record is from RefSeq and is a predicted model, not a curated record.